CUCUGUCACCUCAACUCAGCUGCUCUCCGCCACUUUGACGCCCUUUUCACCGGCUCUCAGACCGGCAGACGCCAACUUCUCCUCGACUGCCUGCGCCAACUCGAGCAGGUCGGCCUGCCCGUCAACGUCUACUCGACGGCGACGGCGACGGCGAGUAUCAAUCGGCGCAGGCCUGUUGGUCAACUGGCCAAUCACAAUGCGUCUGUUCGUAGACUCGGUCAGACUGUCAUGACGCCCGACACCGGAUGCAUGGAUGGACAGACGUGCGGACAUUCGCCAAAUCUACUGCAGGUCUACUUUGCUCGUCUGUUCACCAGCGACCUACGCACAACACCGUCGACCAGCCACAUUCGCCACAUUCUCGAGGCAAUGGCGAGUGCGGCAAUCGAGGCCGCCUCCAAGAGCAACCCUCUCGCCAAUUAG
Messenger RNA from Protopolystoma xenopodis, 423 nucleotides. NCBI's taxonomy places the organism in Eukaryota, Metazoa, Platyhelminthes, Monogenea, Polystomatidea, Polystomatidae. The record is from the annotation of a GenBank genome assembly.